UCUUCUCAAGAAUAAUAAUUCAUAAAACCACAGUAAUUAUAACGAUCCUUGUAAAUAUAAAAAAAUAACGAACCAACGAACUAACACAAAAGCGAUCUUAAUAGCUAUAUUUUCUUGAUUAACCACUGAAGGUCGAUAAAAAGCUUUUGGAUCGGUGCAGGACGAUGCAGUACAGGAUUGCAUACAAGACGAUAUUAACAGUUCACGGAGAUUUACAGAAGUUUUGAUUUCUGAGAAUAAAAGACUUUGCGAAGAAUAUUCUGAAGACGCCAGUUCUGUCCUAAACGCAAAUCUUUGGACAUGUGCAGCGUGUUUUUGCAGAUUGGUCAAGGAGGAAACCAAAUCGGACAGUCCUUUUUCGAUGCUGUCGGCAUCAACGCUGGAACUAAUAAAUGUAGCUGUAUUUACCAACACCAUGACCAGAAGCUACGCUCAAUAAAUGUGGACAGUGAAUGGAAGACAGUGAACGCAUUGAAGAAGAACCAAUUGAUCAGGGCCAACAACAUUAUUCAUGGACUUUGUGGACGUGGCAAUAACUGGGCCAUGGGUUAUUAUGGUUUGAAUGAUCCACAAGAAAAAGACAUUCUCCAGAAGACACUCCAAAGUGUACGAAAGGAAAGUGAACGAUGUGACAAUUUCACUGGCAUUAUACUUUUCCACAGUCUGACUGGUGGCACAGGAGCAGGGUUUGGCUCCCUUGUGGUGGAACACUUACGUGAGGCUUACCCCACCUCUUAUAUAUUGUCCUGUGCCAUUGCUCCCUUUGCCAGUGGAGAGAGCCCUUUGCAACAUUAUAACAGUAUGCUGUCCCUGUCAUGGUUACACAGGUUUGCUGAUGGAAUAGUCAUGCUUCCUAACGAUGCCUUUCACCAGACAUCGCUUCAGGAAAAUGGUAAAAUAACAAAUGGCACGAAGCUCCCUGUUUGGGACAUAAACCAUUCGAUGAGUCAAGCCUUGGCUGGAGUUCUCUACCUUACCGACAGUCUUUUAUUUGAGAGGGGUUACAGCCUUGGCAGUGAACCCUGGUACCUCCUGAAAACCUUGUGCUCCAGACCUGACACGAAGAUUAUAUCACUGACUCACAAACGGCUCCGACAUUCAUGGGAGCAGAGUCUGACCUCAGUAACAAGAUUAUUCUCGGCAGCAGACAAGAAGUUUAAAUCUGUUUCAAAUAUUUUGGUUGGUCGAGGUGAGAACCAAUCAUAUGACUUCAUACGAGCCAUACAGAAACGACAACAACAGAUUGAAAAUAACCUGAAUUGUGUUUCAUGGAAUCCGUGUCCAGUCGACUAUUGGUCAGCUGAUCACUGUCUUCCUGGUGAGAAAGUUUCUUCUCUGACGCUGGCAUCCAACACUGGCUACGUAACUGACUUUCUGGAGAGAACUUUAUACAAAGCUAAAAGAAUGCAUGAAAAUAAGGCAUAUUUACAUUGGUACUGGAAGCAUGGAGCUUCACAGAAUGAUUUUGAGAAUGCGUUUGAGACGGUACAAAGGAUCAUUGACAAUUACGAAGCAGUUGCUACAUCAUCAUGAAGCACAGGAAUUAUCUCCCUUCGAAACAAUUGCCUCCCUUUAAAGAUGUCUCUGGAUAUAAUUUUCUUUCCAUUUUCAUAUCUCUACCAUUGUCAUCAUUUAUUACAUAAAUGUUUUAUUCAAUAUCAUCUCGAAUUUCAUUAAAAGUUAACUUGUA
Messenger RNA from Octopus sinensis (East Asian common octopus), 1690 nucleotides. RefSeq names its product tubulin delta chain-like. The record is from RefSeq and is a predicted model, not a curated record. The transcript is spliced from 13 exons. The coding region runs from base 301 to 1533 and encodes 410 amino acids. Gene Ontology annotation, molecular function: structural constituent of cytoskeleton; GTP binding. Gene Ontology annotation, cellular component: microtubule; cytoplasm. Lineage: Eukaryota; Metazoa; Mollusca; Cephalopoda; Octopoda; Octopodidae. Gene Ontology annotation, biological process: microtubule cytoskeleton organization; mitotic cell cycle.